Messenger RNA from Cynoglossus semilaevis (tongue sole), 5381 nucleotides. It is a transcript of the gene casd1, whose product is annotated as CAS1 domain containing 1. The transcript has 18 exons. The record is from RefSeq and is a predicted model, not a curated record. Gene Ontology annotation, cellular component: Golgi membrane. Bases 141 to 2534 code for a protein of 797 amino acids. NCBI's taxonomy places the organism in Eukaryota, Metazoa, Chordata, Actinopteri, Pleuronectiformes, Cynoglossidae. Gene Ontology annotation, molecular function: N-acetylneuraminate 9-O-acetyltransferase activity.
CUUUGAUAGAGGCGAUAAGGGAGGAGUGGAGGAGGAAAAGAAGAGAGGGAGGAGGCAGACGGGCAGGUGGUGCAUUAAGAGAAACGCUAUCGCAGCCGUCGCUUCACUUUACAGCAGCUUGUUGUCAUGGAGGAGCAAAGAUGGCGGUCCUGGCCUAUAGCCCGGGCAAACGCGAGAUAAAUCAAUAUUUUUCCAUAAGAAACGCCAAAUUAAUAUCACUCGUUGUCGUUCUUCUACUCCUACUAUUUCACACAGCUUCGCGAUACUAUGGAGGUGGAGACUCAUGUGAAUGGCUGCUGUCCAGAGGACGUUUCUUGGGAGAGAAUGUAUGGCAGCCUUAUGGCUGCAUGAUGCACAAAUACAAAAGCACUGAAGCCAGAAACUGCCUAGCCGAAAAGCGGGUGGCCUUUGUUGGCGAUUCAAGAAUCAGGCAGCUAUUUUACUCCUUCACAAAAAUUAUUGACCCUGAACGAAGAGAAGAUGGAAACAAGCACGAGGACAUUUCCUUUGAAGAAGACACUUCCUCUCUUAAUGUGGACUUUCUUUGGUAUCCAGAGGCAAACAACUCGCUGAAGGAGCGCCUGAUAUCCUGGAUACAUGAAACCACAGCAAAGCCAGAUGUUGUCAUUCUUGGAGCUGCCUCGUGGUCCAUUAAGUUGCACAGAGGAAGCAGUGAGACCCUGCAGCAGUACAAGGUUAACCUGACGGCCAUUGCUGUGUAUCUGGAAAGACUGGCUGAGGAUGGAGAGGUCUACUGGGUGCUCCAAGAGCCAGUCAAUGAAGGAGUCCUGAGUGAAAACAGGAAGAUGAUCACCAACCAGCAGCUAGAUCUGUACAAUGAAGCAGCAGUCGACGUGAUCAACAGCAGCAAGCGUAAUGGCAGGUCCCGGAUCAAGCUGUUGGCUGCAUCACGUCAGGCUGCGCUAGAAACAAUCAGCCAAUCAGAUGACGGCUUGCAUGUUCCAGAGAGUACCAGGGAUGUGGGCGCAAUGGUUCUCAUGAACUCCUUAUGCAACAAGAUACUGAGGCCCAUAGAUGGUUCGUGCUGCCAAACAAUACCGCCCCUCAACUUCCUCCAAAAACUGGCAGUGUUCCUCUUCCUGGGAUCAGCCCUCAUCCUGCUGGCCCUGCAUGUCUUUGGCAUCAACCGCCACCGCCGACCUGUACCACCUGACGUGGAGAGCCUGGAAGAGAAAAAGCCAGUGACUGCAGCUGUCCCCUUUAGCCCAAAGGCGCCUUUUCAUGCCCUUUGCAGGAUGGGUGUCAUCAUGGGCUAUUUUUACCUCUGUGACAGAGCAGAUAUGUUCAUGAAGGAGCAGAAGUUCUACACACACUCUACAUUCUUCAUUCCCCUUGUCUAUAUAUUUGUCUUGGGAGUGUUUUACAGUGAAAACAGCAAGGAGACCAAAUUACUUAACCGAGAGCAAACAGACGAGUGGAAAGGCUGGAUGCAACUUGUCAUCCUCAUCUAUCACAUAUCUGGUGCCAGUGCUUUCAUUCCAGUGUAUAUGCAUGUGCGGGUGUUGGUGGCAGCGUAUCUAUUCCAGACUGGUUAUGGACAUUUUUCCUUUUUCUGGCUUAAAGGAGACUUUGGACUGUAUAGAGUGUGUCAGGUACUCUUCCGUCUGAACUUCCUAGUUCUGGUGUUGUGUGUGGUUAUGGACAGGCCCUAUCAGUUCUAUUACUUUGUGCCACUGGUUACCUUCUGGUUUGUCAUCAUCUAUGCCACACUGGCCUUGUGGCCUCAGAUCCUUCAGAAAAGAGCAAACAGUAGUGGCGUAUGGCACCUUGGGGUCCUGAUGAAGUUACUGGGCCUGCUACUGUUCAUAUGCUUCUUUGCCUUUUCACAGGGCAUUUUUGAAAGUAUAUUUUCCAUGUGGCCAAUCUCCAAACUCUUUGAGCUGCAUGGAAGUAUCCACGAAUGGUGGUUUAGAUGGAAGCUGGACAGAUUUGCUGUGAUUCACGGCAUGGUGUUUGCCUUCAUCUAUCUAGUGCUGCAGAAGCGCCAGGUGCUGUCUGAAGGCAAAGGAGAAAUUUUGUUACCUGGAAAGAUCUCCAACCUUCUCCUUCUCUUUUCGGUCAUCUCUUUCAUAACUUACUCCAUCUGGGCCAGCAGCUGCAAAACCAAAACAGAAUGCAACGAGAUGCAUCCUUAUAUCUCUGUGGUCCAGAUUCUCUCCUUCAUUCUUAUCAGGAACAUUCCUGGCUAUGCGCGCUCUGUAUACAGCUCAUUCUUUGCAUGGUUUGGAAAGAUUUCCCUGGAGCUGUUUAUUUGCCAGUACCACAUCUGGCUGGCAGCAGACACCAAAGGGAUUCUGGUACUGAUUCCAGGAAAUCCGUCACUCAACAUCAUGGUCAGCACUUUCAUCUUUGUUUGUGUGGCACAUGAGAUUUCCCUCAUCACCAAUGACCUAGCCCAGGUAGUCAUCCCCAAAGACAGUGUUGCACUGCUCAAGAGACUGGGGGCAACAGGGAUCUUCAGUUUGGUGGUACUGCUGCUGUCCAGAAGUGGUCAGCCCAGUCCUGGUGCCUAACAGGACAUCUUUUUAAUGGGCACUAUGUGGAGUGUCUAGGUCUGCCCUACUUAUGGUUAAAGUAAAAUACAGUUUCAAGCCAGAAGCAGGUCCUGGAUUUGAGACCACUGUUGGCAGCAGGAGCCAUUGUUGGCCAUGUUCAAUGUAAACACAUGAAGACAACGUAGAAGGCAGCGCCUCACUGCAGACCACACUGUACUUUUUCUUACUGCUAUGAAAGUCGCACACUGGAAAAAAAAAAUGCCUAAGAAGGCGAUUUCUCCUUUAACAGCAGUGUUUCCAUUUAAAAAGAAAAAGGAAAAAAAAACUAAUGCUUAAACGGUUUACAUUAUCUGCAAUCAACAGAUGAGCAGAAAGUGAAAUUUGAAGUUCUCUCAUUUCAAGACUCUCACGCUUACUCCCUGACUCUGCUCAUUGCUUCUACUUCGCCAAAUACUCAGCCAAGAACAAGGUGUUUUUUUGGUUAAAUGGUACUUUUUGUCAUGACCUCACACUCCGUCCAUGUGGCAGUAGCAGCCGAAGGUGUUUUCACUCAGGUGGAUCCAUACUCCACAUAUUCAGAUAUCUACACUUCCACCAUGGUAAAACCAAAUUUUCUCCCUUCAGUUCAGUUUAUACAGUAUUUGCCACCUUAACAUAAUAUUGGAUAUCUUAAUAUGCAAAAAAAUGGAGCUUCAGUUGGUUUGGGCCAUCCACAAGCUGCCAAUACUAAAAACAGUAAGCGGUGUGCAAUUGUUGAUAAAUAUUCUUCAUAGUCUUUAUAUAAUGUUGAAAGUAAUUUUUUUCCAGGUUAGCCUUGUCUGAGAUGGUACUGUGGUCACCUGCUAUAGCUCUGAAAUUGUAUGUGAUAUGUACAGUAUUUAAUGUUUUAAAUUAAGCUUAUAUUUUAUACUUUUUUUGGCUUUGUUUUAUUUGCGCACCAACGACUGCUGUUUGUGAAGGAAGUAUUACAUUGAUCAUUUUGUACUGCCUCAGAAACACAUUACAGGAUUUACAGUAGUCUUUACAGUCGAGCCCCGUCUGUCUGAUUAGCAGCUGACUUCUUCGUGUAUAUUUGUAUAAUAGAGUGAGAUAUUUAUUUUAUACAGAAACGCGCCAGUGUUUUUAGUCCUUUGACUUUUCACAUAAACCUGAAAUGUGGCUGGUUCCAAUACUGGUCGCUGUGGUUAGACUAUAUUGUCCUACGUCUUUGCAAAUACACCGUGGCUGUUACAAGACUCCUAUUGGGACAGCAUAUUAGACCAUGCUUUCCUCCUCUGUAUGUGCUCAAAAUGUCAUUACAGCUGUUAUGCACAGGGGUGUUUCCAGACCCCUGGAGGCCCCCAGGCAAGAGGCACUAUUGCAGUGUCUAAAGCAGGACAAUCGUUUUGUCAUUGAUAUAUGGACCAAUGUCCCCUGUCUCUUGGGGCCCCUCCCAGCUUGGGGCCUCAGGCAAUUGCCUGAGUUGGCAACACUUUAUUUCGAAUGCAUGCAUUCAGAAAGAGCUUUUUGCCACAUUCUUGACCCCGUAUUUGAAAUUCAGAAAUAUUGUCUGCUGACUACUGCAGAAAAUCUGUUCAUUGAGGACCUAAUGUAGAUGUAAUGUAUGUUCCCCUAAUUUAUCUGGAAAAAAUUGGUAGACACCUAUGUGUGUCUCAUUAACUUACUAUUGUAAGUAAUUGAAUUGAAUUAUUUCUCUCACACCUAAAAUAUUAAGAUAAUAACAUUUAGAUAGACCUAAAUGUUUUAUACAGUUUUGUGUAACGCUAACCUCUAACUCCCAUUUCUGUCAGUAUAUCUCCUGCUGUUGUUUCCUGCUCCCAGAGCUGCGUAAAAGAACUCCUAGCACAGGAAGCCCUUGACAGAUUCAGUAGUCCUGGUGGCCCACUAUAUACAGUAUAUAAUGUUUUUGAUGUUGUUAUUAAUGACUAUGUAACAAUGUUUUCAUGUAAAGUACUGUUAGAGGGUGCAAAGCAUUUGUAAUAUUUUGAGCACAUUACCUAACAAAGAAGCUUGGGGGGAAACUUAUUUCUCUCAAAGUUUCCAGGCACAGGGCUGGGUUUUACAACAACUGGUCUUAACUGACUAUAUAAUCAUAGAUAAUCUUAAACAGCGAUAGGUUUUGAAAACUGCCAUAUUUCUUCUUUUUUUUUUGCCUGGCAGCUCUGUACAACACAGUACAUCCUCCUCCUGCCACAGCCGUCAGUGAACUUCAGUCUAACAAAUUACUCAGAAACAAAUGCCUUGUAAACAUGCAGCUUCUUUCAGUGUCUUGUACACGCAGCAGCACACCUCCCUCACGUCUAUGACGUAGGCCGAGGUCAUAAUCUUCUGCCCAUACGCACUUUGCAGCAGAGCCACAUUAUUUGGAAAAAUACUUCUUUGUAAUGCACUGAGUUCAGAAGAAACAUUAUGGAAAAGAAAUGUGUAUUUUGUCUAUUUAUCCUCACAGACAUGUAAGAAAGAUUAGCACUUUCAAUGUAUAAGGCCUGUAUUCUUCUCAUCUGUACAGGGGACGACGACGUUCAGCAUAGUACCACAACAGUACACGUAAUGUACAAUAGCACAAUUGAAUAAAACAUAGGAUUACAUGUUUCUUUUUGGGUCCUUCAGCAGCAAAAUAGUUGUGAGAUCUGUGCUUUGGAUUUAAGUUGCAUUUUUCAUAAGUGACUGCAGUGUUGUUUUUUUUUACUCACAAAUGUAGCUUUUUAAAAAAAAACAUGGGUCCACAAAGACUGAAUCUUUUUUAUACAAAAUACUUGUCAUUGGUCUGGUUUGCCAAAUGCAUUUGUAAUUUUUAUCAUCCUGUAGAGUUGGGAUUUUUUAUGCUGCAAUUUUUCGUUGUGUAAACUAAAAAAGUUAACUUUU